Messenger RNA from Solenopsis invicta (red fire ant), 1755 nucleotides. RefSeq names its product juvenile hormone acid O-methyltransferase. Gene Ontology annotation, molecular function: S-adenosylmethionine-dependent methyltransferase activity. The record is from RefSeq and is a predicted model, not a curated record. The transcript is spliced from 9 exons. NCBI's taxonomy places the organism in Eukaryota, Metazoa, Arthropoda, Insecta, Hymenoptera, Formicidae. Bases 214 to 1488 code for a protein of 424 amino acids.
AACGUAAAGAAUAUACUCGAAGAAUUUGCCGAGAAUCUAACAAAUAUGCGUGGAAAGUGUAUGGACGUUGGUUGCGGUCCUGGAGAUAUAACAAAGAACUUAUUGUUACCGGCUCUUGGCUCAGAUGCACGAAUAAUUGAUUAUAUAAGGCACUGCUAAGAUAAUACCGCGGCACAAAGUUGUCAAAACCACAGUGCAAAAGUCCGGGAAGUCAUGACUAGUCCAGAAGUUUACAGUGCAAAUGACAACCUAAUGAAAUAUAACGUAAAGAAUAUACUCGAAGAAUUUGCCGAGAAUCUAACAAAUAUGCGUGGAAAGUGUAUGGACGUUGGUUGCGGUCCUGGAGAUAUAACAAAGAACUUAUUGUUACCGGCUCUUGGCUCAGAUGCACGAAUAAUUGGUACGGAUAUUUCGGAGGAAAUGAUUAAAUAUGCAAAUGUAGCAUCCAAUGAUGAAAAACGUGUCCAAUUCGAAGUACUGGAUAUUGAAACUAAAAAUUUACCUAAAAAAUAUAUUACUGAAUUUGAGCAUGUAUUUUCGUUUCACGCUUUGCACUGGUGCUGUGACAUUAGACAAGCUUUUAAGAAUAUUUAUCAAAUACUACGACCCAAUGGAACUACGCUUUUAUAUAUGAUGGCCUCUCAUGAUAUGUUUGAAGUUCUUAGAAUUUUAGCGCGAGACGUUCGCUUUGAACAAUAUAUACCGGAUAAGAUGAAAAACAGUGGACUGUAUCAUAAUUCAAAGAAUGCUCGCAAAGAGUUGAAAGAAUUACUUCAAAGCGUCGGAUUUACAGUUCACCAUUGUAGCCUUCGGGAGGCGAGCUAUUCUCAGGAAAAACCAGAACAGUUUGUGAGUACGGAUAUUUCGGAAGAAAUGAUUAAAUAUGCAAAUGUAACAUCCAAUGAUGAAAAACGUGUCGAAUUCGAAGUACUGGAUAUUGCAACUAAAAAUUUACCUAAAAAAUAUAUUACUGAAUUUGAGCAGGUAUUUUCGUUUCACGCUUUGCACUGGUGUUGUGACAUUAGGCAAGCUUUUAAGAAUAUUUAUCAAAUACUACGACCCAAUGGAACUGCGCUUUUAUAUAUAGUAGCCUCUCAUGAUAUGUUUGAAGUUCUUAGAAUUUUAGCGCGAGACGUUCGCUUUGAACAAUAUAUACCGGAUAAGAUAAAAACCAUUAGCCCGUAUCAUGAUUCAAAGAAUGCUCGCAAAGAGUUGAAAGAAUUACUUCAAAGCAUCGGAUUUACAGUUCACCAUUGUAGCCUUCGGGAGACGAGCUAUUCUGAGAAAAAAUCAGAACAGUUAUUGAAAUCAGUAAUAUCCUUGUUGGCAUUUCUUGAAAUCAUGCCAAAUGAUGUAAUGGAAAAAUUCAAAAAAGUAUUAAUACAUGAAUACUUGAAAAGAAAAAUUAACUACAAAUCAAUAGAUGAUAAGGAACUUACAUUAGAUCUAUAUACAGUGUUAGUGGUUUAUGCGCAGAAGAUUGUAUAACAAUUGUAUAAACAUGUAUACAAUCAUAGAAACAUAGUAACACAUUUUGUAGACAGCACUAACACUAAUAUUAACAAAUGUUUCUAAUAUUGUGGGACAAAGAAUAGCAUAGCGGCGAUAACAGAACAUACGAGUAACGAGAGACUUCACUUCGUUCCGAGUCAUCUUCUCUAGAAGUUCUGUCAACGAUAAUUUAAAACACGUUCAUGUUUCCUUCUGUUAAUCCCACAAUAUUAAUAAUAUAAAAUAAAUACCAUAUUAUAUAGA